AUGAGCGCCGCAUCCCGUCGCACGGUUUCAGCAGAGGAACUGGAGGUGUGGAUUGAAUCGCCUAUUCACCAAACGUACACGAGGCCCCCCUUGCCCACUGUGUUAUCCUUAGAGUCCAUGCUGAUCGACAAAUUUGAUGUCUACUGCUGGUGCUCCUUCGUCUUGGAUAAAAUGCAUAUGCUCUCGGACCUCCUCAAAGUGGGGCUGCGUAUCCUAAUGGCUUCAGGGCGCUUGGAACUCAUGGGGGCGAAACUGAAUUUCCAGCGCGAGGAGUUUAGGAAUUUGCGGGGAACGGCGAAGACGUUUUUCAGGGGGCGAAACUGA
This is a messenger RNA of Eimeria mitis, 324 nucleotides long. RefSeq lists its product as uncharacterized. NCBI's taxonomy places the organism in Eukaryota, Apicomplexa, Conoidasida, Eucoccidiorida, Eimeriidae. The record is from RefSeq and is a predicted model, not a curated record.